Molecule: messenger RNA, 689 nt
Organism: Leptosomus discolor (cuckoo roller)
Lineage: Eukaryota; Metazoa; Chordata; Aves; Leptosomiformes; Leptosomidae
Source: RefSeq, a predicted model, not a curated record
AGCUGGACAAGAAAGAUACAGGACCAUCACUACAGCCUACUACCGAGGAGCCAUGGGCUUCGUCCUCAUGUAUGAUAUCACCAGUGAAGACUCCUUCAAUGCAGUGCAGGACUGGGCCACGCAAAUCAAGACUUACUCCUGGGACAAUGCACAAGUGAUCCUGGUCGGAAACAAAUGUGACAUGGAGGAUGAAAGAAUUGUUCCUGUGGAGAAGGGGAAACAUCUGGCAGAUCAGCUAGGUUUUGACUAUUUUGAAGCUAGUGCCAAGGAAAACAUCAAUGUAAGGCAGGUGUUUGAGCGUCUCGUGGAUGUAAUCUGUGAAAAGAUGUCAGAGAGUAUAGAAUCAGACCCUUCCAGGGGCACUUCUGGAAGAAGCAUGCGACUCACAGACAACCCACCCCCUUCGCAGCAGAACUGCUCAUGCUAAUGGCCUUUCUCCCUGAGGAAUGUCCUUGUCCUUUCCCAACUAAAUUUUAUCUUUUCAUCUGUGGCAGUGCAUUAUCAUGUAGUCCAAAGGCAGAAAUCUCUGUUGUAGGAAACCGGUAUGUUUGUUUAAUGUGGAGUGUUAAUAUUACAUAUUUCCUUGUCCAAUAAUUUAAAAAACAAAAAUCUGAAUAAAUGUUGUAAGUGCACCUAGUGUUCAUGUGAGUUAUACUGAAGAAAAAUAAUUGUAUGGUGUUGCAAUUGUU